UUUAACUGAGAGAUAUCCCAGCUAUUAUUCUCCCAAAUUAUUAUUAUUAUUGUGUUAGCAAUUAUAUCGUAUCUACAGGGUAAAAGUGAAGAACAAGUAAAAACCUGUUCAUAACUUCCCGAGAAAAUCAAGGGCUGAAGACACAGAACCUAGCGAAAAGAAAGUUACAUUGGCUUAAUGACACGACGAAAAAUUGUGAUACUGUCAUUGUGUGUGAGCAUUGAAUUCGAACGACUCUAACUUACAAGACUACGAUGUAUCGAUUAGUGAAUGAAAAUAGUCUAUCAAUCUGUUAAUGACUUAAUUUUACAGAGUACAAACAGAAUUUGAAACCUUGUUUUAUUGUCUUACAAUUUACAAACUAAAAUUUAAAAAGGAGAUGAGUAUUUUAGCUUACAAUGGAGGUGUUGUGAUAGCCAUGAAAGGGAAGGAUUGUGUCGCUAUUGCAGCUGAUCGUCGCCUGGGAGUUCGCGGACAGUUGAUCUGCACAAGUUUCGACAGGAUAUUCGAGAUGGGACCAAAGCUGUAUUUGGGCCUUCCAGGACUUGCGACUGAUACGGCCACUGUGGCCCAACGGUUGAAGUUUCGAAUGAAUCUCUAUGAGCUGCGUGAAAAUCGAAAAAUCAAACCCAAAACAUUUAGCGCUGUUGUUUCUAAUUUGCUUUAUGAGCGAAGAUUUGGACCAUAUUUUGUAGAGCCAGUUAUAGCAGGGUUAGAUCCCAAAACAAAUGAACCAUAUAUCUGUAACAUGGACUUAAUUGGCUGCCCCAACGAACCUGAGGACUUUGUAGUGUGCGGGACAUGUGUGGAACAAGCUUAUGGCAUGUGUGAAUCACUGUGGGAGCCAAACCUGGAACCCGACGAUCUGUUUGAGACAAUAUCUCAAGCUCUAGUUAAUGCGUUUGACCGAGAUGCACUGUCGGGUUGGGGAGGAGUGGUCUACAUUAUCGAGAAAGACAAGGUCACCGUUAAAGAACUGAAAACUCGUAUGGACUAACAUUUAAAACUAUCACAAAAAUGUCAUUAAUGUAGUAAAAUGAUGAGUAUAUCACAGCCACUUUGCCCCGAUGAUGACGUAUUUAAUUAAAAUGUUCAGCCACUUUGCCCCAAAUGAUGACGUAUUUAAUUAAAAUGUUCAGCCACUUUGCCCCGAUGAUGACGUAUCUAAUUAAAAUGUUCAGCCACUUUGCCCCAAAUGAUCGUAUUUAAUUAAAAUGUUCAGCCACUUUGCCCCAAAUGAUGACAUAUUUAAUUAAAAUGUUUUCUCACUGAA
This is a messenger RNA of Limulus polyphemus (Atlantic horseshoe crab), 1273 nucleotides long. Its product is annotated as proteasome subunit beta type-3-like. Gene Ontology annotation, biological process: proteasome-mediated ubiquitin-dependent protein catabolic process. The transcript has 6 exons. Gene Ontology annotation, cellular component: proteasome core complex; proteasome core complex, beta-subunit complex. The record is from RefSeq and is a predicted model, not a curated record. Bases 380 to 997 code for a protein of 205 amino acids. NCBI's taxonomy places the organism in Eukaryota, Metazoa, Arthropoda, Merostomata, Xiphosura, Limulidae.